Messenger RNA from Amorphotheca resinae ATCC 22711, 1281 nucleotides. RefSeq lists its product as hypothetical. Bases 1 to 1281 code for a protein of 426 amino acids. Gene Ontology annotation, cellular component: extracellular region. The record is from RefSeq and is a predicted model, not a curated record. The transcript has 2 exons. NCBI's taxonomy places the organism in Eukaryota, Fungi, Ascomycota, Leotiomycetes, Helotiales, Amorphothecaceae. Gene Ontology annotation, biological process: defense response.
AUGGCCUCCUCAAAACCAAGGAACGCGCGAAGGCGGAAGCUCGCAGCUGCUAUCUUUUUCCUCGCCCUCAUAUCGAGUGUCUCCGCGAGACUAAACCCUUCUGAAUUACCCGCAGCUGAUAUAAGACGACGCAGCGGCUCUCCGGAUCGACCAGCUCGCUGGGGACCCCCUAGGAAAAGAGAUGGUGGUGUUCCUCUUGUAAUCAGCAAUCAAUGCCCCGAUCCUAUAUGGCCUGCAAUAGGUACGCAAGCUGGUACAGGCGCUGGUACCGGUGGCUUCCUCCUCUCUCCUGGAACCAGCAGGAGCUUGACUGUGGGUUCAGAUUGGCAGGGUAGAGUAUGGGGACGGACGAAUUGUAGCUUUAAUGUUGCUGGCAAUGGAGCGAGCAAUUUGAACGGCCAUAAUGGAGCUGGAGCAGCCUGUGUUACUGGAGAUUGCAACGGUGUCUUGAGCUGUGUCGUUACGGGAGAUACACCGGUCACACUGGCUGAGUUUGAUCUGGCAGGGGGUGUCGGAAACAAGCAAACCUUCUACGAUAUCUCCCUCGUCGACGGCUAUAAUCUCCCCUUGGGAAUUACUUAUAUCCCCUCCCAGGCUGCCGAUCUAGUGGACAUCCCGCCAAACCUCACGAAUCCUGCCUGUAUCGCAACAGCCGGACUCCUACUCCAACCCGCCAUGUCAGGAACGCUAGGAAACUCCUCCAACUCCUCCUAUCCCAUUCCCUAUGAGAGCACCCAAACUUCCGCCAAAGUCGCCAGCUGGUGUCCCUGGGACCUACAGGUAAAGCGGCCAACCAAACCCGGCGAUGGUGUAUACCCCUACCCCAACGACAACAUCCAGCGUCCCAUCUUCGACCCCUGCUUCUCCGCCUGCGCAAAAACCAACUCGCCAUCCGACUGCUGCACAGGAACCUACAACACGCCUCAAGUCUGCAAGCCCACCCUCUACAGCACGGCAGCCAAACUCGUGUGCCCAGACGCCUACAGCUACGCCUACGACGACCAGACCAGCACCUUUAUCGUCCCAUCAGGCGGCGGCUGGCAGAUCACAUUCUGCCCUCUAGGGCGCAGCACCAAUAUCCUAAAGACGUUCAAGAAGCAGCUAGACGCGCUCAGUCAGGGCGUCCCUGAUCUCAGGGCGCUCCAGCAGGCGGCUAGGAACCUGACGCUUAUUGAUGAGGCUGGGACGGAGAAUCAUGGGGGCCGAUCGAGGGGUGAGAGGCUCAGGGGCGCGAGCUUGUGUGCGCUGGUCGUGGUUCUUGCGUGGGCGGUUCUCUGGUAG